Molecule: messenger RNA, 789 nt
Organism: Periconia digitata
Lineage: Eukaryota; Fungi; Ascomycota; Dothideomycetes; Pleosporales; Periconiaceae
Source: the annotation of a GenBank genome assembly
UACCCUCACCUCACCCGCAAGUACCCUACACCCAUUUACCGCCCUAUGUGUCCUUCUAGGACUCUUGCAAAUAGUCACUCUUGAGUCGGUUGGUGUGGAAUUGCGCUUCAUUGACCCUGGGCGAGACGUUUGUAGGACCAUCUUGCACAGAUUUGUGGAAGAAAAGACGCGAAAAGAUUGAUUGAGAGGGUAGUGGUGAAUAUAAGCGUACUGAUGGCGUGCUGAUAGUUCUUUUCAUGUAUGAAGUAUCAAGAUAAUUAAUUAGGUGGUAGAGUGCUUUCACACAGCAUUAUAAACGUAACUAUUUCUCUCUGCCUCUCCUUCUUCACCACUCCAGACUUCGGGCUUAUACCCCUGAUCACCCUCAUCUGUUCCUUCAUCGCUGUCGAGGGAGCUGUACAUAACUGUUAGCUUUCUUCUCUCCGAGACUUUUUUUCGUACUUCGAAUACUACAGAAUCUGCGCCUCUCCAUCACAAUCCUUACUUCCCAUGACUUCCUCUCCACUUUUCCAUCUUUCAUCUUCGGAGAGCCACAUUUGAAGGUGAAAUCCUCCUUUCUGCCAUAGGCGGACUUUCUCAUGGUAACUGCAUCAAUAAAACCCCUAAUUAUUUGACUAUAGAAUGAAUUGGACCGCUAUUGCGGGUGACUUGAAUUUCGAAAACUUCUAUGUCGGGACAAUAAUCCGUGUUGAUGCGUUUCCAAGCGUUGACUGCAGGGUUUCCAUCGACAUGCCUGCAAUCAAGCAGGCAGAGGUUUCGCAGACCGGAAGGAAGAAUGCCGUACUCUAA